Phycomyces blakesleeanus NRRL 1555(-) is the source of this 516-nucleotide messenger RNA. RefSeq lists its product as hypothetical. The coding region runs from base 1 to 516 and encodes 171 amino acids. Gene Ontology annotation, molecular function: nucleic acid binding. NCBI's taxonomy places the organism in Eukaryota, Fungi, Mucoromycota, Mucoromycetes, Mucorales, Phycomycetaceae. The record is from RefSeq and is a predicted model, not a curated record. The transcript has a single exon.
AUGACAACCACCAUUCUCGGUACAAUCUCUCCAUUUUGUGUAGUAAACGUUUCGGUGCGAUGUCCAAAGGCAAUGGAUUCAUCCAAAAAGCGUAAAGCAGCAGAGAGGAACAGAACUGUCUACAAGGCAACGAGCAAGCGUGGAACUAUAACUGGUCAUUACUUUAACCCCCUCUUGAGUACAACGAACGUGCUAAACAGACACAAAAUGUUCAAAGACAAUCAUAUUGUGAUGGAUAAUUUCCCUACCAACCAACACGAAGAUAUCUGUAAGCAUAUAGAAAACUGUGGGUAUCGAUGUAUAUACCUCCCGCCCUACUCACUGGAACUGAAUCCGAUUGAGCAAUAUUGGUCCAUUCGUAAAAACAAGCUCAGGAGAGAGCAGCUUUUGGAAGAAGAGAUCUUGACGAUCAGGAUCCGAAUGGGUUGCAAUCAAACUCUUAUUGGUGAUCUUCGAGGAUUUUUCAAAUAUUCUAUCGCUAGGUUCGAUGAUUGCUUGAAUAGAAGGCCAAUUUAA